Molecule: messenger RNA, 2607 nt
Organism: Cydia amplana
Lineage: Eukaryota; Metazoa; Arthropoda; Insecta; Lepidoptera; Tortricidae
Product: zinc finger protein 271-like
Exons: 5
Coding region: 1-2607 (868 amino acids)
Biological process (GO): regulation of transcription by RNA polymerase II
Cellular component (GO): nucleoplasm
Molecular function (GO): RNA polymerase II cis-regulatory region sequence-specific DNA binding; DNA-binding transcription repressor activity, RNA polymerase II-specific
Source: RefSeq, a predicted model, not a curated record
AUGUCUGCGCAAGCGACGUGCGUGAAGCAGGAGCCGACGGGUGACCUAGACCAAGAAGACUUGCCGCCAUCGCUGUUCGCGGACGAAGUGCACAUUAAAGAGAAUACAGAGCUCAAAAUCAAAGAAGCACAAGUAAAUGAGGAUCUGUCAUGUGGGGAAAGUCAAAGCCCCUGCGUGAGUGAGGCAGACAUGGUGUCCGACCUGUUCUUGGGCAUGGAGGACGAGCCCGUACUGGAACCAAAGCAUGUGAAGGCGCAGGAAACGGCUUACAAACUUCAUGGGGCAGCCGUAAAGCAAGAACGGCAUGAGCUAAAGAACUGCUAUGUAAGGCUCGAGCGCAUUGAUAAACUACUCAUUCACAUGUGUCCCAACACAAUGGGCCAUAACACCGUUUCCUCAACGUGUGUUAACAAGGGAAGUGACAUAAAAACUGAAACACAGGCCGACAGUUCUGGUUCCAACCACGCUGUCGCGAUGAAGCAGGAAUGCCUAAAGCUAAAGGACUGCUGCGUGAAGCUCGAACGCCUCCAACACCACGAGGCGCUGCUCAGAUACAACAUGAGACCUGCUGUGCUCCACCAACAAGCAAGGCGCGCUGUGUCUGGACCCUCAGCGUCACAACACGAAAUAAGCCCUAAUAAAAAUAACCCAGAGAUGAAGAUGUAUGCGUGUAACGAUUGUGACAAAACGUUUCAACGAAAAUUUAACUUGAUACGUCAUAUUCAAAGCAACAUUUGUAAAACGGAGAGACCAUACGCUUGUCAUACGUGCGGGAAAAAAUUUAAACAAAAAAAACAUCUGCAAACACAUGCAUUUAUUCACACUAGCGAGAAACCUUACGCUUGUAACACGUGCGGGAAAAAAUUUAAACAAAAAAGCAAUUUGAAUAAACAUAAAUUUAUUCACACUGGCGCAAAACCAUACGCAUGUGAUACGUGCGGAAAAAAAUAUAAACAGAAAAGCUAUUUGGAAAUACACGCAUUUAUUCACACUGGUGCAAAGCCGUACGCAUGUGAAAUAUGUAAAAGGCAGUUUUCGAACAGUGGUUCUUUAUUUUCUCAUAAACGAGGACACACGGGAGAAAAAGCUUUUUCGUGUGAUGUUUGUAGUAAAUCGUUUUUUAGUGCGGCUGGUUUAAAAACGCAUAUAAGGAUACACACUGGCGAAAAGCCGUAUUCGUGCGAAAUCUGUAUGAAGCAGUUUGCGUAUUCUAACAGUCUGACCAUACACAAACGUAUGCAUACAGGCGAAAGGCCGUACUCGUGUGAGUUUUGUGAAAAACGGUUUAAGACUUCGGGUCGUUUAGGCGUACAUAGACGGAUCCAUACUGGCGAACGACCGUACUGGUGCGAGAUAUGUUAUCGAGAGUUUUCAGAUUCUGGACACUUUAAGUCACAUAAACGGACUCACACCGGCGAGAGGCCUCACUCGUGCAACGUAUGUGGAAAGCAGUUUUCGCGAUUAGAGCAUUUGCGUAUUCAUGAGCGAAUUCACACCGGCGAAAAGCCUUACUGUUGCGAGAUUUGCGACAAACGAUUUGCUUAUUCGCAAAAUUUGCGUAACCAUAAACAAACUCACAAGGCAAAAUCGUAUUUGUGCAAAAUAUGCAACGAAAAAUUUUCUCAACCGAUAGACUUUAAAAAGCAUAAAAGGAUUCACAAGAAGCGUGACUUUACUUGUGAGACAUGUAAGAAAUCGUUUACCCGCUUGGACUAUCUGGAGACGCAUAAACGUAUUCAUACUGGUGAGAAACCUUAUUCAUGCAAAAUUUGUGACAAACGGUUCGCCCAAAAAGGUCACAUGAAUUUACACACGCAAAUUCAUAGUGAUAAAAAGCCGUUCGCUUGUGGAAUAUGUAAUACGCGAUUCAAAGAUUACAGUUACUUGGUAAGACACCAACGAAUCCACACUGGCAUAAAACCCUAUUCUUGUGAAAUUUGUGGAAACAAGUUUUUGGACAAAAGCAGUUUGAUCACUCAUAAAAGAAUACACAGCGGUGAAAAACCGUAUACAUGCUACAUAUGCAAAAAAGCAUUUGCACAUGCAGGUACCUUAACUAUGCACAUACGACUCCACACCGGCGAAAAGCCUUUCACGUGCAAAGUUUGUAAAAAGCAGUUUUUAUGUUCGUCUGCUUUGUCUUCUCAUGAACGGACUCACACUGGUGAGAAACCAUAUUCGUGCGAAGAUUGUGACAGACGUUUUGCGCAUUCAUCUGCGCUUGUAGUACAUAUUAGGCGAAGUCACACUGGCGAAAAGCCCUAUAUUUGUGUAGAUUGCACCAGAAGCUUUGUGGAUGCAAGUGGUUUGCGUAAACAUCUCUGUACGGGCUUAUUACGGCAGACAAUCGCCGAACAGCCACCUCAGUCAGCCUACCAGCGCGGCGCGGUGCCGUCGAGCCGGCCGACUGCGGAUCCGCAAUCAGACAGCGACAGGGAAAAGGAGUUGCUGGUGAUGUCUGCGGCGGACAUCAUACACGGGAGUAAUGCUAUAGUCUGGCGCACCGCCGACGUCAGGAUGAGGAGCGACCAGUGCGCCUCUUUCGAGGUCGGCUUCGUCUUCAAGACUCUGGAGGCAGGGGAAUUUGCUACAGCUUUUAUUUAUUAA